This is a messenger RNA of Nezara viridula (southern green stink bug), 1800 nucleotides long. NCBI's taxonomy places the organism in Eukaryota, Metazoa, Arthropoda, Insecta, Hemiptera, Pentatomidae. The record is from the annotation of a GenBank genome assembly.
GGCUAAGAUUGAACGAGUGCACAAAUCUUCGAGAGAAGGAGAUCUUCGGGGAGUUCGUACCUCUUUGGAUCGCCGCAAGUACGCGGUUGCCAAAGACAACAGCACAAGUCUCAAGCCGACUCCACUUCACGUCGCGAUUCUCUUUGGCAGGACCAGUGUCCUGCGCUACCUAGCGGGAAGGUUCCCGGAGACGAUGCAUGCUCAAGACAGCGGAGGAAGAACGCCUCUUCACUAUGCUGCAACUCUUCCAGACAAUGGCCACUUCUACUCACUUCUCAUCACCCUCGGAGCGGACAAGGCCAUCCUGGAUAAGUCAGGGAAAACAGCUGAAUAUUACCUGAAGAACAAAGAAGACUUGACCCGUGAGAUGCUAUUGGCAGAGUACCAAGACAGGCCUGUUCCAAUCGACACCAGUGGCCUCAACUUCAACAGAUAUUCAGAUAAAGGCGGAGAAUUGUUAAGGGAAGGUUAUCCAAUAUUCAAAGCUGAAGAAGGACAGUACUUAGCUGCCUCAUUAGGAGAACCCUUAAUAAAAGGCCUCACAGAAGUGGCACAACUGAGACCUCCAAACCCGAUAAUACACUUGGCAAACUUCCUUUUAGCUUUCAAUAAAUCAGAGGAUUUGGCCGAACCUCUUCAGAGAGGAAUCAGAAGUAUAGAAGGCACACCCGAGAGUCGCGAUCCUAAGGAGGAUGAGAACGGGAAUCAGAUGGAAACAGAUGAAAUUGAAUCACAAACAGAAGAAAUUGAAGACGAAACGGAAGAUAACAAUAAUAAAAGAAAGGAUGAAGAUGAAGAAGUGGUUGAAGGAGUGGACGAAGAUGACGAAAUUACAAGUUCUCCCGAACCAGAAGAAAAUUCUUUUAAACCAGUUAAUAGGGAUGAGCAUGGACAAAGUAUGCUCCAUUUCGCUGCAGCUAGAUCACAAGGAAGAAACGCCAUGUUCCAGCUGCUUCAAGAAAUGGAUAGCAAUCCUGGUCUCAGGGAUUCUCUUUAUAGAACAGCUAGAGAUAUUGCCGAACAAUCAGAUAUCCAGGAAAACAUUCGUGGAAUUGACAGAUACGUUGUUGCUUUGGCUGCUAGAGGGGAAGAAAACAGGUUAAGAGAACUGUUACUUGAAGGAUAUGACCAUAUUUUGGAUGCUGAAGACAAUGGUUCUAUCUUAGAAAUAACUGAGGGAAGGGAGCAAACGGCAGUUUUGAAAUUCCUCAAAGGAGUUACAGCGUUUGAGGAAAAUCGUGAAAAAUUACACAGAGCGAUUAGGUUCGGAUCACUGGCCCAAGUGCAGGAAAUAUUUAAGAAAAGCGGUUCCAGAAAAAUGCUAGCGGUUGCAAAAAAUAAGCAAGGGCGGUCUUCUCUUCAUGUCGCAGUUCUUGCACAACAUGAAACAACGGUCGAACAUAUCGCCACUAAGUAUCCGGCUACACUUCAGAUUGGUGACAAUCUAAUGAGAACUCCACUUCACUAUGCUAUGGCUUUAGAAAAGGUUGAGUCAUUGUCUAGAAUCCUUAUAGCUGCGGGUGCUCAAAGAGUACUAAAAGAUCUGAAAGGAAGACAGGCUAGCUAUUACUUUAUGAAUAAAACCGACAUCAGGCAACUUCAGGAUGAAGAAGAAGCAUUGAGAGUAUAGGUCUUCAAAUCAAGGGAGAAACACACUAGAAAGUCUUAGAAUAUAUUCAUUAGCUUUAUGAAGCAAUUUUUUAACAAUAAUUAAAAAGACAUACCUUUAAGUUUUGUACACUGUGAUGUAUAUAGUUGUUUUUUUUAAUUUGUUACUGUAGAAAUAUAUUUUAAAAGAAG